AAGAAAAUGCUCAAGACCAUGGGGUUUCAUGAGGAGAUGCUGAGAAGUAUCGUCACAUCAUGGCUAGUUCCCCAAUUUAGACCAGAGAUUACCUCUGAACUGGGCCAAAGUCUUACCAGAAUCCAAGACGUCGGGUUCUUGGGAAUAUCUAAUAACUCAUCCGAGGGACUAAGGCCAUACCGAAUGUUCGAUAUUGCCGACCGCAUGCUUGUUGAUAAUAUUGAUCCAUCAGCACCGUAUUGCAUGGUAUCGCACCGCUGGAAGGACCCAGAAAUCAACCUCGAUCUACUUCGAAAGGCCAGGCAAGACGUCGCUGAAUCUUAUCCAGUUUGGUAUAACCCAGAUCGCAACGAUGUUGAAAUCAUCUUAAAAUACUGUAAAGAGAAAGUAAAGCAGCAGAGAAAAGAUGUCAACGGUUGCGCCGUAAGGAAUAGACUCGAUGAGAAGCUAUCACAGAAGGGCUGCUAUGUCCUAUCCCUUCUCGGCAUGUACCACCAGAGCAGAAAAGUUCACGCCGAAGUCCGUGAAGCACACGCAAAUUUAGAGAAGAUUGUACGCGACCAAAAAGUUACGGAGAUGGAAAACAGAGUAUUCAGAGAUCUCAACAAUAAGGCGAAGUUUGCUGGUGGUACAAAUGCAAACGGAACUUCGACAGUGGAUGCCGACUACUACGAUCACACAACCAACAAUCCCGAUGAGAAUCAUGAAUUUAUCAAAGCGGCUUACGACAGAGUAUUUGACGCAGAUUGGGAAAGGGACAAGCAGUCGGACAACAUAAAAUUCGAUGCCCUCAGUCGGGAUCUCCGCGAGACGGUGGAGGGUAUGAUUCGCUGCUUACGUCUAUGGAGAUCCGCCAUUAAAAUAGAACAGUCUAUUCUGAGAGCUGGAGAAAUUUUUGACCGCGGUCUGCUACCUGGCCAAAAGCAACAAACGUCUUAUGUGUGGCUUGACACCUGCUGCAUUGACAAGAGCAACCAUAACGAGUAUUCUGAAUCAAUGUCUCUUAUGGGAGAUUGGUAUGCGCAAUCUGCAUUUACUCUGGUGCACUUGGAUACUGGGUUCGAUAAGUCACCAAAAGGAUCUGACGCAGAAAUCUAUUGGCAAGAAUUCUUACACACAGACGGCGACCAUGAGAAGUUGGCAUCAAUUCCAAAUCGAGAAUUGGAUCAAGUUCAGAGUUAUAGAGAUAUCGACAAUGAGCCAGAAGUUGAGUGGUCUACGAGAGGAUGGACGCUGCAGGAAUUGGUCAUGAGCAGGAUGACUUAUUACGUCAACGCUGAUUGGCAAUUCCUUCAUCGACCUGUCGAAAAUCUAGGCCGAGCAUAUCAUCUCAUACCCUAUAUUGAUCUAUACACCGAGCCUCUCGAAGUCAAGCCCACUCCAAACUCGUGGAAACCGGAAGUUCUAAUGACUGCAUUAUUGAACUUGGGGGCUGUCAUCCAAAGCGAUGCGCUGAAAGUUGUCUAUCCUAGGAUUGAGAAGGAAUCAGAGGAUGUGGAGAUCGAUGACAGUCAGUCUUUAAAUGCCGAAGAAAGGGUAUUACAUGCGCUUUCUAUCAUCAAAGCUCUCGAGCUGGUGGGAUUCUGCUUCCCCAAAGAUUUAUCCCGCGAGACAGCCAAAUCCGAAAUGGCUCAAGCUGUUUUCUUUGGCGCCGUGGGGCUCAUUGAAUGCUACGACGAAACUCGGUACCCCAUUAUUGUCCAGCGAAUGCUAAGAAAACAUUGCGCCAUUGACGAAAUGCAAAAUACUGAAGAAAAAGAAGAGGCAUUAUCCAAGACGCUUGCAUACAUCUUGCAUGUGCUUGUCGACCUAGUGAAGCCUCUGAUCCAGGAAGAUCGACAGUACAUUGCUGACUUUGGCAACAUCACACUCCUUGAUUCAUGGAUUGAAGGUACGCAGAGAUACGGUUUCACCACCCAAGAGGUCAUGACUUUGGCAUGUGAGCGAAAGACCACAAAGUCGUUUGAUCGUGCAUACUCAUUAAUGGGUAUCUUGGGGGUCCGGUUUCCCACUUUUUCCGCGGAGGGAUAUGAGAAAGCACUAUGCCGACUCCUCGAUGAAACAAUCACUAUCCAUAAUGAUGUCUCUAUCUUUAACUGGACCGGUUACAAUAAAGGAAGUUCGAUGCGCGGUCGCUCGAUGUAUCCAUCAACGCAAGAGGCGUAUAAGGCUAAAGGCGGCAAGCUGCAUAGCCGCAACUCCUUUUCAGAAGUCGAGGAAGACAAGAUGCUGAGAACAACGAGCGCUUAUCAUGCUGUUGUCGCACUUUUGCGUGAUAUAAUCGAUUUUCUCAAAAAGAAUACCCCGUCUAAACAGGAAGUUGAAUGGAUUCAAGACAUCGCUAAAAUUGUUAAAAAUUUUAAACUGGACAAAUUCAAAAUACCGGCAGUUGAUCACGCAAAGACAGAGAAACUUCGGAGUCACGCCAGUAUCCACAGCAGAGCAGAGGCGGUACCAUUUGAGAUUGAGAUUAUUAGCAAAUUUAUCGGGUACAUUAUUCACCCUUCUGCUAGGCCAGCAUCUAACCAAAACGUCGAAUUGCAAAGCGUCAUGAUGAGAAACCUCACCUCACAAAUCUCCAUCAACCCAAACCCCGAACCGGAGUCUGCUAUGCCUACUCGUGUGUCGAGAGAUGAUACGGAACCGGUUGAACAACCUGUCUCUCCAAUUACAAACCAAGACCUUGCGCCUGGCAAAUCACAAAAUGGAGAUGAGGCUGUAAAUCCAGACGACGAUAUCACCAGAUAUCUUCAAAAUUGGGCUACGAAGCUUUGCGAUGGGACCAAAGUAGAUGAAAAUGCUCUUAAAGAACAACUGCCAGGCAAAAUACAGGGGAUAAAGUACAAGAUUGAGGAGCAGCAACAGCAGCAAGAGAACCUCAUCAAUAAGAUGUCAUAUUUCGGAUCCUCGAAUAUGGUCUCGCCACAUCCUAUCAUAGUUACUAAUGCAGGCAUUGAGGGCAUAUUCGACGUUCAACGUGUUAUCAUCACAAUGGCAGAUAUUGACGGCCUGCGGCAACAAGUCGCGCAUACGACAAGUACAGAGCAAGUGAUAUCCGGCUACUGCUCAAUUAGCACCGGUUUUGCCCAAGUUAUUGUGCGAUUCUCUUGCAAGAGUGGUCUGUUGAGAAAACAGCUGGAGGUCAUCGAUGGCAUUGACUUUAACGUGAUCAAAGAGAAGAGCAAAAAGGUAGAUAAAAAGCGGGAACACAAAACAACCAGCAAGAAAGGCAAAGAUGAAGCAAAUAACGGCACAGAAAGUGACUUGCUUGUUUCGGAGAGUCUUGAUGAUGCUGAUAACAAGAAUGAAACUGAGAAUGAGGUCUUGGAAGGUCAACAAAUUCGCGACACAGAUGAAGAGGGGACAAUCAACCGGAUGAUCAAGUUUAUCCAGGAGGAUGACUUGCGACUCGUGGCAGGCGAGUGGGUGCUCGCACGAUGUUCAGGCGUGGCAGACGCGAACUGGUUUCUCUGCUAUCUUGAGUUGGGCUCGACACACCCGUUUUAUGGUUACCGCAUCCCAACGAGCGAGAUUGACUUUGAGAAUUGCAUCCCAGAAGAUGGGCUGGUACUAGCAUGGAACCAGUACAUGAACCGAAAGAAGGAGGAAAUGUGCAAGAUCUUGACGAUUUUGCUCAAAUCAAAGGAGCGUAAGCUCAAGAGGAGAAGGCUGCUUCAUUCUCAAGAUUCGGCGAUGAGCGUACCACAAGACGACAUGUGGUCAGCUCCAUUAGAUCCGCAAUCUCAAUUCACAGCUUCGAGCUUUGAGACACAAUACGUGUUGCCUAACCAAGAGCUUCGUCCUGAGGACUCGGUGUCAAAUAUUGGAGACCAAGACUCAAGGCCAAGCCAACAACCCCCGACGCUCCGUGGCUCUACAGCAGCCUCGAAAGAGGGCGAAGACGAGGAUGAGAAAUCUCACUUUUGGGACUAUCUGCCGUUUAUAGAAAAGGUUGCCGAGACGAAGGCGAAGCAUUUUGACAAGCACUUGAGCGCAACGGCGUUGAAGAACACGCCUCCGGUGCUUCGGCAGGCGAUUGAGAAUUUGAACGAUAACAGGGAUUUUUUGCCGGCCAUGUUUCACUCUGCAAAGAAGAUUCAUAUGUUUUAG
This is a messenger RNA of Trichoderma virens Gv29-8, 4110 nucleotides long. RefSeq lists its product as uncharacterized. Lineage: Eukaryota; Fungi; Ascomycota; Sordariomycetes; Hypocreales; Hypocreaceae. The record is from RefSeq and is a predicted model, not a curated record. The transcript has 6 exons. The annotation marks the transcript as partial.